AUGGUAGAGAUGAUGUUAUUACAAUCUCUUCCCGUCUCAGCCACAGAGCUGCUCCUGGCUGCUGCCAUCUUCUGUUUGGUAUUCUGGGUGGUAAGAGCCUCAAGGCCUUGGGUCCCCAAAGGCCUAAAGAGUCCACCAGGGCCCUGGGGCUGGCCCCUGAUAGGGCACAUGCUGACCCUGGGGAAGAACCCUCACCUGGCACUGACAAAGCUCAGCCAGAAGUAUGGGGACGUGAUGCAGAUCCGCAUUGGGACCACACCUGUGGUGGUGCUGAGUGGCCUGGACACCAUCCGGCAGGCCCUAGUGAAGCAGGGUGAUGACUUCAAGGGCCGGCCAGACCUCUACACCUUCACCCUUGUUACUGAUGGCCAGAGCAUGACCUUCAAUACAGACUCUGGACCAGUGUGGGCUGCCCGCAAACGCCUGGCCCAGGAUGCCCUGAAGAGUUUCUCCAUAGCCUCAGACCCCACUUCUGUGUCUUCCUGCUACUUGGAGGAGCACGUGAGCAAGGAGGCUGAGUGCCUAAUUGGCAGGUUCCAGAAGCUGAUGGCAGACUCUGGGCACUUUGACCCCUACAACGAGGUGGUUUUGUCAGUGGCCAAAGUCAUUGGUGCCAUGUGCUUUGGGAAGCACUUCCCUCAGAGCAGUGAGGAGAUGCUCAAUAUUGUGAAGAACACCCAUGAAUUUGUGGAGACUGCCUCCUCUGGGAAUCCUGUGGACUUUUUACCCAUUCUUCGCUACCUGCCCAACCCUGCCCUGGAAAGGUUCAAGAACUUCAACAAGAGGUUCCUGCAGUUCCUGCAGAAAACAGUCCAGGAGCACUAUCAGGACUUUGACAAGAACAGUGUCCAGGACAUUGUAGGUGCCCUGUUCAAGCACAGCGAGAAGGCCUCUAGAGCCAAUGGUGGUCUCAUCCCCCAGGAGAACAUUGUCAACCUUGUCAACGACAUCUUUGGAGCCGGAUUUGACACUGUGACAACAGCUAUCUCCUGGAGCCUUAUGUACCUUGUGACAAAGCCUGAGAUACAGAAGAAGAUCCAGAAGGAGUUAGAUACCGUGAUUGGCAGAGAGCGGCAGCCCCGGCUCUCUGACAGACCCCAAUUGCCUUACAUGGAGGCCUUCAUCCUGGAGGUCUUCCGACACACUUCCUUUUUACCCUUCACCAUCCCUCACAGCACAACGAGGGACACAGCACUAAAUGGCUUCCACAUUCCCAAGGAGCGCUGUGUCUUUAUAAACCAGUGGCAGGUCAACCACGACCCGAAGCUGUGGGAGGAUCCCUUUGAGUUCCAGCCUGAGCGAUUCCUCACUGCCAACAACAGGGCCAUCAACAAGACCGUGAGUGAGAAGAUGAUGCUCUUUGGCCUGGGCAAGCGCAGAUGCAUUGGGGAGAUUCCAGCCAAGUGGGAGAUCUUCCUCUUCCUGGCCUUCCUACUGCAGCAGCUGGAGUUCAGUGUGCCACCAGGCGUGAAGGUGGACCUGACCCCCAUCUAUGGGCUAACCAUGAAGCAUGCCCGCUGUGAUCAAAUCCAGGCACGGUUACGCUUCUCCAAGUGAAGAAAGCACCACCAUACCAAG
Molecule: messenger RNA, 1578 nt
Organism: Ictidomys tridecemlineatus (thirteen-lined ground squirrel)
Lineage: Eukaryota; Metazoa; Chordata; Mammalia; Rodentia; Sciuridae
Gene: Cyp1a2
Product: cytochrome P450 family 1 subfamily A member 2
Biological process (GO): hormone biosynthetic process; progesterone metabolic process
Molecular function (GO): oxidoreductase activity, acting on paired donors, with incorporation or reduction of molecular oxygen, reduced flavin or flavoprotein as one donor, and incorporation of one atom of oxygen; iron ion binding; steroid 17-alpha-monooxygenase activity
Source: RefSeq, a predicted model, not a curated record